Pseudomyrmex gracilis is the source of this 3970-nucleotide messenger RNA. RefSeq names its product casein kinase I. The record is from RefSeq and is a predicted model, not a curated record. The transcript is spliced from 7 exons. Lineage: Eukaryota; Metazoa; Arthropoda; Insecta; Hymenoptera; Formicidae. Gene Ontology annotation, molecular function: ATP binding; protein serine/threonine kinase activity. Gene Ontology annotation, biological process: negative regulation of canonical Wnt signaling pathway; signal transduction; peptidyl-serine phosphorylation. Gene Ontology annotation, cellular component: nucleus; cytoplasm. The coding region runs from base 1005 to 1862 and encodes 285 amino acids.
CGGCCGUCUCUUCGCACGGUUUGACCCGUCGCCUACUGGUCGAUCUACUGGCUACUAUCUCGAUUUGUUUCCGCUUGUUCGCUUCGUUCUGCAUCUCGUUUCUCGUUCCGUCUCCUUUGGUCCCCCUUACGACGACAACGUCGACGCGCGAAACACUCCGGAAACACGGACGCAGUAUGUCGAGCGCGACGUCGCCGAGGAGAGAUACUUCCUCGAUGUGUCCGACAACGGAAGCUGGUGAGAACCAGUGCUCGACAAUCCCGUUGAUACGGACAACGUUGCGAAAAAAAAACGUGCUCGGAUUAUCCUUGCUUAUUGUGUUCGGCAACAUCAAUCUUUUCCCCCACACGCAUGACGUGCGUCGUCGCAACGCAAUUUCAGAUAAAUAUAAGAUGACGCUUGUUAGAACAACGAAUGAUUAUCAGAAUUCAAACUGUUUCACUCGCCGCGUAUUUUGCAAUUGUAGAAAAAAGUGGAUUUUACUCAAACUGAGUGAAAGAAACAGUUUGAACUGACUAUUUUUUAUUAGAAUGCUUUUACACUUAGAUUACAGCCUUAUCUAGGAAUGAAGAGAAUUGAAUUGACGACUGCAUAUUAAUUAGCAAUUGUGCAUUAUUAUAUUUUGUAUUGUAAAUCAUUCUUUUAUGUUGCUGUAGUUUAUAAAAUGCACAUUUAUUUGGAAAUAUCUAUUAUAAUUUCUAAUAAGAAAUGCUUAGUUGCUUAACAAUGUACAUUUACAUGUACAUUUCUUUGAAAAUAAUAAGAGCUAUAACAGACAAAAGUAGUAUGUAAAAAAUCUUUUGUGAGUAAAAACCAACUGAAGAGAAAAGUGAACAGAGAUUUGAACAAACCUUUAACAUGAAGUUGCAGUUAAGCUGGAAAAUAUUCGAGCUCGGCAUCCACAGCUCUUGUACGAAUCAAAGCUGUACAAAAUAUUACACGGUGGUAUAGGAAUACCACACAUUCGCUGGUAUGGCCAGGAACGUGAAUAUAAUGUUCUUGUUAUGGAUCUUCUUGGACCAUCACUAGAAGAUCUUUUCACCUUUUGUUCACGAAGGUUUACCAUCAAAACAGUCUUAAUGCUGGCAGAUCAGAUGAUUGGUAGGAUUGAGUAUGUGCACUGUAAACAUUUCAUUCAUAGAGAUAUCAAACCAGAUAACUUUCUCAUGGGGAUUGGAAGACAUUGUAAUAAGUUGUUCCUUAUCGAUUUUGGAUUGGCCAAGAAAUAUAGAGACAGUCGCACAAGAAUGCACAUAAUCUAUCGCGAGGACAAAAAUUUAACAGGAACUGCCAGGUAUGCAUCUAUUAACGCGCAUCUAGGAAUUGAGCAAAGUCGUCGCGACGACAUGGAAUCGCUUGGUUACGUUUUAAUGUACUUCAAUCGGGGAUCAUUACCCUGGCAAGGUCUCAAAGCAGCGAACAAAAAACAAAAAUACGAAAAAAUUAGUGAAAAGAAGAUGUCCACACCAGUGGAAGUUUUGUGCAAGGGAUUUCCUGCUGAAUUCGCAAUGUAUCUGAACUAUACGCGAGGUUUACGUUUCGAAGAGAGCCCGGAUUAUAUGUAUUUGCGCCAGUUGUUCCGUAUAUUGUUCCGUACAUUAAACCAUCAAUACGACUACACAUUCGACUGGACUAUGUUGAAACAGAAAGUCGCCAGUGGAACGGUCGGUGGUGGAGUAUCUACGGCAGGCGCUGGCUUGUCACAAGGUGCUCAGGGUGCUCAGGGACAAGGACAAGGUCAAGGCCAGGCACCCACACAAGCCAACACUCAAUCAGCCAAUCACAAGCUUAAAAGAUGGCUUCUGGAGCCCUCUGCAAAACUACACGUUGCAAUCGGCACAGAUCAUUCCAAGAAGCAAUAACACAAGAGCUCCGUAAUUGCUUUUCCUUUCCUCCCUCGAUGUGAAUCGACACCUCACAAAAUUUUGCGGAGAUAAAGAUUCUUUUAUCUUUUACUAAUGAUAACGACUGAAACAUGGAAAUAUAAGAGCUCGCUAAGACUAAAACUCCUCAUUGUAGCGAUCGCUAAAAGUGUUUGAAACGAGGUACUGAACUUCUUGUAAAACUUUGUCAUUCAAAGAGUCAUAUCAGUCAACACUCUAACUGCGCGAUUGGUGAAACGCAAUUGUGUGAUUACUGAAUAUACGGCACUCGUACAAAUGCGAUCAAGGGAACACGGUGUAUCACAUAAUUAAGCGAGGAUACUACACACGAAAUAUGCUCGUUGUGUAACGUCGAAUAAUGACAACAAAUGUUUUUUGGAAACUUAGAGUUUCGGUUGAUUGAACUCUUUGGAUCUUCGUAAAUGCGAGUGAGAGACCAGCCAGUGAAAAAAAGUGGCUUGUUCUUAUUUUGUUACGUAUUUAAUUUACCGUUGAUAAUUCAUGAUUGAAAAUAAAGAGUUUGAUGUCCUGAUGAAGGAGAGAUCUUAGUAAAAAAAAAAAUAAAAAAAAAAUAAAAAUACAACAAAAGUGCACACGUGGUAUUUGGACUUAGUAGUAUUUGGAUAUAGUGGAUGUAUUUAAUCAACGAGAUUUUUGUUGUGUAAAAUUUUCAUGGAGAGAAAGAGAGGACGCAACGGUUUACACAACCACCAAUUCUUGAAUACUCGCGUACACGAUGUCCGUGUCGUGUAAAAUUUUUGUAUCUACUCUGUGAGCGCGAAAACAGAGAAGAGAUAUAUAUAUAUAUAUAUAUACACAUUAAAAGAAGCAAAUCUGAAACAACAUGAGUGUUUCGUGUGAGUAAUGAACCUCAUUUUUAGGCGAAUUACAAUGAUAUUGCUUCCCAAAAUUUUUCGCUUCGUCUUCAAAUGCGUAGUGUGAGCAUGCUAGUAUGUGAAAUAUAUUGAGAAAGUGUUGAUAUUUUUCCUACUAAAUACUGCUGCGUCAACGGUGUCAAAGAUAUCGCGCACAAUACACAUCUUUGAUGCGUUUGACCGGAAUAACUUUUUUUUACAUGAAUAACAAACGACGUCUCCCCUCGAUAUCAAAUAUGACAAGUACUGUAAGCUAAGGCAACUUUUAAGUACAUACACUAUAUCGAGUUAACAAACUUAUCGCGCUUUUCUUGUCAGAAGAUGAAACAACUAAAGUUGUAAGAAGCGUCUCUCGAUUCAACUCUCUUUCUGUCUGUGAAUAUGUUUGAUGAUGAGAAUCGCAAAAGCAAUCGAUUGUUGGAAAAAAAAAACGAAGGAACUUGUUUUUUAUUUAUUUUUUUUUUUGGUUAGCCGGGUGCAGUUACAGGCUCACUUUCGACUAUUGCUAAUGUCAUGAUAUUAAUUGUUUCGUUUCGCGACGGUAUUCCUGUAACUGAGAAUUCCAGCUGUAAUAAUUCUUCCGUAUGUAGUUUUUAAUAGCUGAGAGACUGUGCAGUAGCUGUUUCACGUGCUGUUGCUUCAAGAUUUAAGUUUGAUAUUUUGUAUACAAUAUUUAAAGGGACUUUAUUCACACGUGACCAAUACAAGUAACAGUUAUAUUCGUACACAUACUAUUAUACAUGCAUACGCAAAGAGAAGACGAGAAGAGUCGCCUCGAUCGAGUCAUGGAAACACUUUAUUGACGAUACUGCGAACUGCGAAAACUUUAAUCAUUUUUAUUUCACUUAAGAAUUUCUUUUUUUAGUAUCAUUCGUUCUAGCUACAUUUUUUCACAAGUCCAUUUAUUCUGCGAGCAUUAGUUUCGACAAACAAGAGAAAAUGUUUAGUAAUCAUAUACCUUUUAACGAAGUUAAAUAUAUUAGCGUGCGGUCACACGUCCUCGUCGUGGAAGGUACUACCAGUCGUCGUCCGGUCAGCCUUAAGGGUUUGCGAAGAGUAUGCGAAGACAAACUAAAUUCGUUUAUACGAUCGCGAAAGCUUGCUACACUUCGAGAAAGCAGAUUGAUGCUGCCUGGAUUAUAUAUAAACGUGAGAAAGAAGUAACCAAUAACCAUCCUCGAUUGAAUGCGUGAUUUAAUUAUAUUAUUAAAA